AUGAUGGGACCCCCGCGGAAAAUGCCGUCCCGGUCUUCGGCGUCUAGAAUACUUAGCUCUGACAAGGCCGAGCGGAGCUCUAGCGCACCGCCUAGUUAGUUCUUAUGACUGUAUAAAGCUUCCCUAACUAACUUACGACUUGAGAUUGCUCAUUAGUCAAAACAUAACGAUUCGAAUAAUGCAUUCGACUUGCUUUUUUUAAUGUUGAAAUUAUUGCAGAAAGCUUUCAAAGAACUUGUUGUGGCCAGUCUAUGGAAACUCGACAACAACUUCCAAUAAAGCAGUUUGAUAUCCAAGAAAUUCUUUUUUAACUCCUUUUCCUUCAGAAAGAACGUUCGGAGCAUCAGAUUAACAUCUGGAAACAAAAAGCGUAUUGGAAAAUAUCGAUUGACAACUGGAAGAAUUGAACUGAGGUUUCAAAGAUUUUAUUUUCGAAAAAUUUUACAAUGAGGAAAAAAGGCAUGACCUUAUUAACACAGAAUUAAAGCCAGAAAGAUCUUGAUCCGAUAUCAUAGGCAAAGUCGGAAAGGGUUGAAAAAAGAUCCAUAGAAAUGUUUCUUUUAGGGUGACAAAGGCUCAUUUUUUGCUGUCUUUUUGCUCCAUUCAUCCGCUCUUUUGUGCACCACCCAUAACGGAGGCUCAAAGGGCCCGUAUAGUCUGUUCAGAUUUGAAUGUCAAGUCGUCGCUCAAGCUCCGCCCAUUAUGGUGCAAUGAACCAAUCAGGGCGAGCCAUCCACAGAGUGUUUUUGAAUGACGUCAUUGCACUUUACAUUAAAAAUCUGAACAGACUAUAAAGGGUCCUUCCGACUUUUCCUAUGAAGAUAUAUAAACAUUUAAAAAAAAAUGUGGUUGUUAGAAAGUCCUGCGCCAGACUCGGCUGUUUUAUUUAGUUUUUUUACAAAUUUUAAUAGCAACCGUGAUAAAUAAUCCAUCAUGAUUUGAGGCCGCAGACAUUCUGGCGACGGAAAAAAAUAAUUUAACUUCAAAAAGAAGCUAUUUUUUUGAUUCAAAUUUUGUAUUUAUAUCCUCUUUACUGCAUUUUAAAGUCUUUCAGUUUUGAAAAUUCAGUAAACCGCGUUGUCAAGAAAUCCGACAAUCAAAGUCGCACCAUCGUCUUCAAGUUCUUGGCGGACGGAGUUCGAUCAACUCCGAUGCCGGCUAAACAAUACCAGGUUCCAGCCCAAUGCUCUUAAAAGCAGCUGAGGGUUUUUUUUUCUGUGUUAUAUUGCAAAGAAGGAAAGAAAACAGUAAACUUUUAAUGGCUGAAAUCGCUUCUCACUUCUCUGACCGCUGCUUUGAAUUCCGCAGAAUCACUUCAAAAUGGGCAUGAAAAACUCCCAAAAUAAGAAAAAAAAACUCAGACACUGGGUAUAGAUGAUUCACGGCUGGCUUGAGCCAUCGAAAAAAGGGUCUUGACACGAUAAUGCACGAGAUAGAACCUGACUCGUGGAUAGCGCAUACAGGCCACGCCCUCCUAGCGUCCCAAGCCAGCCGUGAAUCGGCUAUAGCGCAAAACGGACGUGUCGGGGCGUUUCUAGGGAGCCCUUUAGUAGCGUCAGCAUUCUUAAGUGUCCCCUAGAGUUGCUAAUAAACAUCCGGAGCGCGUCCGUUUGGCGCUACCAAUGUACGAGAAGAUGCUCAGACCUUGGUAACGCGAACGGGACGCGAAUCGGACGUGUCGCGGCAUUUCUAGUGACCACUUUAGUAGCCUCAGCACUCUUAAGGGAUCCCUAGAAUCGCCCAGAAACGUCCGGAGCACGUCCGUUUCGCGUUACCCAUGUCCGAGUGGAAGAAAGAAAGAAAAAAGAUGGAAGAAAAAAAAAAAGAACGCUUUCGCGAAGCCUGAAAAAUGGUAACAACGAGAUAGCGAACUUCAAGUCUAAAACUUGGAUUUUGGUAUCUUUUGGGCAUUUACCCAAAAUUUUGAAUUCGCGCAUAAAAGCUGCCAUUUCUUUUUAGUAACCAAUUUCUCUAAGCUUAUAAGGGCUCCCGGAAAGUCUAUAUUAGGAAUCAUUGAAAAAUAUCAACUUUUAAAUCGCAUGAAAUUUUUGUUUUGGAGCAAUUUACUUGCGUUUCGAAGCAAUUUUUGUUUUGCCCGAUGAACACCACCCAGUUUUGUGGACUAUAUCGCAGCGAGAGUAACGCUAUACCGCGGGGGAGCCGCGAGCGAUACCGCUCGCCUCUCGCUGCGACCUCGCAAACGUCUUGCGCUAUAUCGCUCUCUGAAAAAUUUUUCUUCAAAAAAUUUUUUUUUCUUGAAUUUGAUUGAUUUUUCAAUUCUAUUUGUUUAUUUCAUCAUAAAAGUCAAAAAUAAAGCAAAAAAAUGUUUUUCAAAUUUCAAAUUUUUAAGAGAGAGCGAUAUGGUAGCGAGACUUUGACGAGGUCGCAGCGACAUGUUGACUAGAUCGCAGCGAGAAGCCUUGGCUAUAUCGCGUGCGGCCCGCUGCGAUAUCGGCAAUUAUGUUGGGUGACGCCAUUAAAAAAAGAACAUAUUUAAAAUACGCUCGACAGUUAAAUUUUUUUCUCCUUAAAGUAUCCUGCUUUUCUUUACGCCUGUGCCUUUAAUAGUUUAGUGGGCUUGUCAUUUUCCUUUCCCGGGAAGAUAUAAACUCAUUUUUUGCCGUUUUCCAAGUAUUUUUGCGAUAUUGAAAGUAUCUAUGACUUUUCAAAAUUUUAGUUAUCUUUUUUCAGUCUCGGACGGUUAUUUUGAAUUUCGUGGAAUCAAACACGGCAUUAGUUUCGAGCCUAAUUUUUUAAAAGUUGAAUUUGCCUUUGAACUAAAAAUUGAGUAUUAUUAAUUGAACACUUUUUUUGAAGAUGGGCUUUUUCUCGCGGUUAAGAGCACUUUUCUCAAGGAAACCGAGAAGAUCUGUAAGUUUCUCGUUCAUAUAUGAGGAAAGUUUUUGGUAUACAGACUAAAAGAGAUAGCUCUCCUUCGUAUAUUUCUUUUUCUUCAUUUUACGACGAGCCUCUCAGUAACAAGUCGUAUCUCGAUUUUCCUGACUCAUGCAACAGGUAAGCCUUUUUCAUUAUACGAAAAAUUUCUCUUCGAAAAUGGGAACUUCUGCUUUUUUUUCUGUCACAGAAUCACAUCUUUCUAUACGGAAUUAUUUUUUUCAGACAAAGAGUCAAUUUUCGAGCCCAGUUAUGCGCCCGGUUUCAGGAAUCUCCAUUCAAUGAGUAAGAGAAAAAGAACUGACAAUUUUGAAACCAUCAAUUUAGGAGAGAAGUAGAUGUUGUCAACUCUUCUGGCCGAAAUUUACAGUUGAAUUCGUUUAAUCGGGCAGGGGCAAAAUUAUUUCAAGUUUAACUUAUCUUUUUUGUAUAUUCGAUUUCCUAACUUCUUUUUUCCUUUUUAGCCCUCCUCUUGCUCUACGCCUCUUCGUCGUUCUAUCGGGCGGUCUUCCCUAUUUGCGACUCAAACCGACAGUGACUGCGAAGAGAACAGAAGCGAGAUUCAAAACAACGAUUCUGUUGUGAACUAUGACUCGGUUGGCCCCUCAAAAGACGUUUCACAGAUGUACAAUGUGCUCUAUGAAAUGAAAACACCCCGAGUACGUUUCAAGUUUUUAUGCUAAAAUUUAUAUGUGGAUUUUUUUUAUAGAUUCACCCUCGCGUAGAAUUUCUUCGGUUUUCUGAAAAUUCGUCGAGCUUUCUUCAGCCUUUUGAUUCGAGAUUUUUUUCUUUGGUGAGCCCGGUCGGAACAAAUUCGGAACUAAAUAGUCUUUUAGAGACAAGUUAACACUUUCGAGUCUGGAAAUCUUGCAAAACGCAGUUUGAAAAGCGCCGAUGACAUCAGUGAAAUCUGUUCGAAGCGAACAGUUUUUUCCUCCAUUUUUUGAAUAAAAAAAUAUUUUUUAAAGUCACUUCGGAGAAUUCGAUGGGCCGCUGAUGAAAAACCUGAACAAAAUUUGCGAGGAUUCCUUUCACGCACAUGA
Caenorhabditis auriculariae is the source of this 3938-nucleotide messenger RNA. The record is from the annotation of a GenBank genome assembly. Lineage: Eukaryota; Metazoa; Nematoda; Chromadorea; Rhabditida; Rhabditidae.